Quercus robur (English oak) is the source of this 2048-nucleotide messenger RNA. Its product is annotated as protein NRT1/ PTR FAMILY 3.1-like. The record is from RefSeq and is a predicted model, not a curated record. Gene Ontology annotation, cellular component: plasma membrane. Gene Ontology annotation, molecular function: transmembrane transporter activity. Bases 73 to 1932 code for a protein of 619 amino acids. Gene Ontology annotation, biological process: transmembrane transport. Lineage: Eukaryota; Viridiplantae; Streptophyta; Magnoliopsida; Fagales; Fagaceae. The transcript is spliced from 4 exons.
AUCAAUUGCCGACCAUAAUAUAUAGCCCUCUUGGAACUUGCCUUUGCAUGUGAAGGGGUGAAAACCACUGAUAUGGAGUACUUGGAGAAAGAGAACAUGGCCAAUGUUGAUCAGAAGCAAGAAAAGAUCGAGGAUGAAAAGAAGAUCAUCAUGAGGAAGAAGAAGAAGAAGCUUGGAGGAAUCAAAACAAUGCCAUUCAUCUUUGCAAAUGAAAUAUGCGACAAAUUUGCAGCAACUGGUUUCCAUUCCAACAUGAUAACGUACCUAACACAAGAGCUUAACAUGCCGCUGGUACAAGCCUCCAACACACUCACCAACUUCGGUGGAACUGCCAAUUUCACGCCAUUGUUUGGUGCUUUAAUUGCCGACUCCUUUGCCGGGCGGUUUUGGACCAUCGUGGCUGGUUCUAUUAUCUAUGAACUGGGAUUGAUUAGCAUUACCAUUUCAGCAGUUCUGCCAACGCUCCGCCCUCCACUGUGCCCAACUCAAGUGAACUGCAAGGAAGCCUCAGGCUUGCAGCUUUGGGUCCUCUACAUCUCUCUACUGCUUUCAUCUCUUGGCUCAGGUGGCAUUAGGCCUUGUGUUGUUACCUUUGCUGCAGACCAAUUUGACAUGACCAAAUCAAGUGUAGCAGCUAGAAGUUGGAAUUUGUUCAAUUGGUACUAUUUUAGCAUGGGAAUGGCAACACUAACUGCCCUGACUUUUGUGGUUUACAUCCAAGAUAAUGUAGGUUGGGGCUGGGGUCUUGGAGUUCCAACCAUAGCCAUGGCCUUGUCAAUUAUAGCUUUUUUGGUGGGUUCACCUCUUUACAAUAACAUCAAACCUGCGGGUAGUCCCUUGGUUAGAUUGGCCCAAGUAAUUGUUGCAGCUGUGAAGAAAAGGAAAGAAAUAGUACCAGAAAACCCUGCUCUCUUGUAUGAAAAUAGAGAGCUCGAUGCUGCUAUUUCUUUGCAUGGAAGGCUUGUACACACAAAUCAAUUCAAGUGGUUUGAUAAAGCUGCUGUCAUAACAAAUAGUCAUGCAAUAGAUUCAAAGCCACCAAAUUUAUGGAAGCUUGCCACUGUACAUCGAGUCGAGGAAUUAAAAUGCAUUAUCCGAAUGCUUCCUAUAUGGGCAGCCGGAAUUGCUCUUAUUGCCUCAUCUUCGCACCUGCAUAGCUUCACCAUUCUACAAGCUCGCUCUAUGGAACGUCACCUGUCUCACUCCUUCCAAAUUCCACCAGCCUCAAUGUCUAUCUUUGGCAACAUAACCAUGCUCGUUGGCCUUGUUAUGUAUGAACGUCUCUUUGUACCCUUUGCUCGUCGAUUCACUGGAAAUCCAUCAGGAAUCACAUGCCUACAAAGAAUGGGUGUAGGCUUUGUGAUUAACAUUCUUACCACAGUUGUUGCAUCAUUUGUUGAAAUCAAGAGAAAAGCAGUGGCCGCUGAUCACAACUUAUUGGAUGAUCCAAAAGCAAUCAUUCCUAUUAGUAUUUUUUGGUUGGUACCUCAGUUUUGCCUACAUGGGGUAGCUGAAGUUUUCAUGUCUGUGGGGCACUUGGAAUUUCUUUAUGAUCAAUCACCUGAAAGCAUGAGAAGCACUGCUGCAGCACUUUAUUGGAUAGCAAUAUCAAUGGGAAACUAUAUAGGCACACUGAUGGUAUCACUAGUUCAUAAAUAUUCAGGCAAGAAAAGCAACUGGCUUCCUGAUAGGAACCUCAAUAGGGGAAGAUUGGAAUACUACUACUGGCUUGUUAGUGGCAUCCAAGUAAUAAAUCUCUUAUAUUAUGUGAUAUGUAGUUGGCUUUAUACUUAUAAGCCAUUGGAAGAGGUUAGUGAAAUUUGCGAGGAGGAAGAUAAAGAAGUACUUGCUGGAGAUAAAAUACCAUCUAUGAUUUUAGAUAGUAGGAAUGCCCAUGGAGAGGUGGAGCUUGGAAGAAAUGAGACAGCAUAGGAUUGUUGAUAAUGACUAUAAACUAGUGUACCGUAAAUGGUUUUUUUUUUUUCCUGUAUUUUGAUCCUGCAAUCUAAGUGAAAUAAGAAAACAAGUUUCCACUUUCAACCCAAUAA